UGAGGCCUAGUCGGAGCGGGGAAAACAGCGACCUGCGGGGGAAUGUUGCAGCGACGGACACGCGCCUUCCCGGGUUCCGAGGCCGCGCAGAAAGGAUGAACAGACCGAGCUCCUGACUUGACUUUGUAAACCAAACAUUUUGGCAUCCAACGAAACAACAUCACCACCUGCUGAUGGAGAAAUGAUCAUCACACUUUUGCAUCCAAGGGCAGUUGCGCCCUGUUACGGAGCCGGAAGAGGAGGAGCUUUCGUACGCGUCCGCUCUAGGCGGCGCCGUGGAGGCCUGCGUCGGUGGUGUUCGCGCGCUUUGUGAUGCCUGAUUGUGUGGCGGAGGCCUGAGGCGGAAGCGGAAGCGCCCGGGGGCGGGUUGCGCGGCAACCGGGACCGUUGGAGGCCCGAGGCGUUCGUGAGGCGGUUGACGGCCUUCGAGCGGAGCCAGGACGGAGAUCUCUGGAAUGUUCUCUUUUAUGGUGUCGAGGCGGGAAUCUGUGUUCUAAGUCACCCCAAUGGAUGCAGAGAGCGAUGUUGCAUUAGAUAUUUUGAUCACCAACGUAGUCUGCGUCUUUCGAACAAGAUGCCAUUUAAACUUGAGAAAGAUUGCAUUAGAGGGAGCCAACGUGAUCUAUAAGCGUGAUGUUGGGAAAGUAUUAAUGAAGCUUAGGAAGCCCAGGAUUACAGCAACCAUUUGGUCCUCAGGGAAAGUAAUUUGCACAGGAGCCACAAGUGAAGAAGAAGCUAAAUUUGGAGCCAGACGAUUAGCCCGCAGUCUACAAAAGCUAGGUUUUCAGGUGAUUUUUACAGAUUUUAAAGUUGUCAACGUUUUAGCUGUGUGCAACAUGCCCUUUGAAAUCCGACUGCCCGAAUUCACAAAAAGCAACCGGCCACACGCCAGCUAUGAGCCAGAGCUUCACCCUGCUGUCUGCUACAGAAUAAAGUCUCUCAGAGCGACUCUACAGAUUUUCUCAACAGGAAGUAUCACAGUUACAGGGCCAAACGUAAAGACUGUGGCUACGGCAGUGGAGCAGAUCUAUCCGUUUGUGUUUGAAAGCAGGAAAGUUAUUUUAUAAGCGGCCCGUUCCUGGCGAGGCGAACUGAGGCAAGCACCUUUGCUAAGACCGCUACAGGUUGGACUUUUAAAGGAGAAUGGAGAAGGGCCGCUGGACCAACUCAGCCGAGAAAGAGAGAGAGAGUGGUGCCCGGCUUGGCCCCAGUGAGACACCCCCAUCCCUUUGGGGAUUUUUAUUUUGAACAGUGCUGUAUUGUAAAAAAAACAACACAAAAGUUUACAAAGUUCGUGAAAUUGCUGCUUUUUACAGGACGUUUCUAUUUAUUUCUGCAGUAAUUUCUGUGUGUUUGUAAGCGGAAUUUGUCAUGAUAUGCACUAACUCUGGAAACACGUUGUUUAGGUUGGGCUUGUGUUUUUAUUAUUUGUGAAUAAAUUAGUCUUUUACAUUUUUUUUGUACGUACGCUGAUGACCGUUGGGCACCAAAGAAGCUAUAGACGUUAACCUUUUUUUUUUUUAAACCGGAAAAACAAAACAUACACAAAGAAUAAUUAAAAAACCGACAAAACUUAUUCCUUCCCCCAAUACCUCUUCUGUUACAUUCCUCCUCCUUUUUUUUCUAUUAUCAGUUGUAUAUUAGUCACUAGAGCAACGUUAGCAUAAUCCUUUGCUUCUCUUUUAUUCCUGUUUUUGUGCAUAAAGUGAUCCGUAGCAGGCUUAGGCUGAACUGAGCAACAGAUAGGUUUGUAUUUCCAGGUGCAGAACUCGUUCGACUGCAAUAUAUUUGUAACUCAAUGCCACAUUUGGGUGAUUCUUCCUUCCCUUUGUGCUAAACACGAAUGUACUCCGGAUCAAGCAGGCUUUAGUUGAGCAGUGCUGUGCUCUUUGGUGAAGCAUUCAAUAAGCACUUGGUCUUUAUAAAAUCGCUCAAGUUGUACCGUUUGCAGUUCAAGUGUUGUAAGGUUCGUUUGAUUUUAAAGCUGUGUUGGGAAAUUUAACUUUUAGAGACUGAUCUAGACGUUCAGGAAAAAUAAGUAUUUCCCAUCACCUGACAACUACUUUUAAAGUUCCAUGUUUUUUGCCAAAUGUUGCGAUGGUACUGUUCUAUUUUAAAAAAUGCUAGCAAGCAAAAAAAUAAAAAGAAGGGAAAAAAGGCCCUUUUCAGCUUUGGCAUGUCAUCUUGGGACUUGGAGAAGUCAAUAUUGUGUGUUUUGGGUUCGUUUGCGCACAGAACAGAUGCAUACAUUUUAAGUGAAACCAGUGCUACUCUUGCCAAUAAAUCUGUAAAAUACAAGCCGAUGGGUCUUUUCCCUACCUGGGUUGAAAAUGGAUAUGGAUAUUGCAGAUCGUGUGCAUUCAGCUGCCAGUUUUGCACUUCGGAUUGAAAUAAACUCAGUGGAGCCCUGUAAAUAAAAAGUUCUAUUGAAACCA
Anolis carolinensis (green anole) is the source of this 2435-nucleotide messenger RNA. RefSeq names its product TATA-box binding protein like 1 (gene tbpl1). Bases 507 to 1067 code for a protein of 186 amino acids. The record is from RefSeq and is a predicted model, not a curated record. The transcript has 9 exons. Gene Ontology annotation, biological process: DNA-templated transcription initiation. Gene Ontology annotation, molecular function: general transcription initiation factor activity; DNA binding. Lineage: Eukaryota; Metazoa; Chordata; Lepidosauria; Squamata; Anolidae.